Toxotes jaculatrix (banded archerfish) is the source of this 4330-nucleotide messenger RNA. Its product is annotated as cytochrome P450 2K1-like. NCBI's taxonomy places the organism in Eukaryota, Metazoa, Chordata, Actinopteri, Toxotidae. The record is from RefSeq and is a predicted model, not a curated record. The transcript is spliced from 14 exons. Gene Ontology annotation, cellular component: intracellular membrane-bounded organelle; cytoplasm. Gene Ontology annotation, molecular function: oxidoreductase activity, acting on paired donors, with incorporation or reduction of molecular oxygen, reduced flavin or flavoprotein as one donor, and incorporation of one atom of oxygen; iron ion binding; heme binding. Bases 1953 to 4304 code for a protein of 783 amino acids. Gene Ontology annotation, biological process: xenobiotic metabolic process.
AAAAGUCAAUCAGCCAUUUUUUUUUAUUGUUUGUUUCUCUCAGACCUGAGAGCGAAGUUUUUCUGUGAGAAUGUGGGUAACAACAGCAGCAGAGGUCUGGAGGUGUUAACUUCUAAUGACCAUAAAAACAGCACAAGGACUCAAGGCUCAACAUUCAUUUCACAGGCACCAUGAACAACAUCAAAUAUCAGAGUUGUUGUUUGAUGUGUUGUGUCAGAGAUUACAGUUAAUUUGAAUCUGGAAAGCUCCAAUUUGUCCAAAACAACAGAUCACUGUUGUGGGAUUGUCUCUGUGUGGAACAAAACAUGUCCACUGAUUGUCUCCUAACGUCUCUCAGGUGUCACAUCAGUGGUCAAACUGAACACGAUGUAAACAAUGUUUGUUUUUGGCCACUUGAGGGCAGCAAAACAAACUCAGAGCACAUCAGCCUGUAACAAGUUGUGUUACAGCCUGAAGCUCUGUAACAUAACUUGGUAAAAUAGCGCCACCAUGGACAGCAGGUCAAACUUUGUAACUACAAUCUUUGGUUUUUCAGACAUGAGACAGUCAACUAGUGGACUUGUGUGUUGUGCAGAUCACAGUGGACUGAGAAACAUGCAAAAGUGCAAAACAACAACAUGGUCAUGUGUGACCUUCUUCAUAAUCCUCAGUCUGUCUUAUUUCUAUUUUACGUUCCAGCUGUAUUAUAACUGACGGCAAUAAUACAAUUCAAGUUUGAGAUGUCUAAAAAGUUGUCUAGUUUUAUUGUGAGAUGCAAACAUCACAUUGUUGUUUUGACGUUUGCUUUGUGCUUUGUCUCUGAGAGAGGAAGCAUGGUGAUGGUAACGUUUUCUUUCACUUGAGGUCAAUAAUUCUCGACUGGAUGCAAACCAGGUAUUUUUCCUUUAUAACUUCUUUAUGACCAGAAUCUUCCAGCUUAAUGUCAGAACCAGACUGGCCAAGUAACUGCCAGUAACUGUAACUGAGGCUCCUGAGGAGCUAGUUCCUUGUUUCAGCUUUACUUUGUGUGGAAAGGUUCAUGGAAGAGCAGCAGGACGCCGCCUUUCAGCAAGAACGCAGUGGAUGAAAGGCGACAGAGAGCAAAGUUAAAGGACUGUUUAAUGUGAAACCUUCACUAUGAUCUUUGCCCCUGGCAGAGGAAAUUAAAUCAUGCUGAGGGAAAGUUUUAAUCUGUGUAAAGUCGCAGACGGCAAGUUAUGAAAUUGACUGAGUAAAGUUUAUCAUUGGCCUGAGUUUACAAGGUGAAGGGUGUAUCUGAGACUCUAAACAAGCGCAUGUAUGUAUCUUGUUCAGCAGGACUGCAGACAAUCACGUUACAGUCUUUCAUGUAAUCUGUAGUGUUUAUUGCAUAUAGGAGACUUCCUGGACUCUAGCCUUUAGAGCAAUGUGUCCUCCCAGACAGUGCAAGUACCCACAUGAAAUGGCACCAAGCCUGUGGAGCAGCAGCUCCAUCUCUGGAGAAUUAAAAUUUAAAACAAAGAUUUCUGGCUUUGGUUCAAACUACCAUUCACAGCUGUCCAGUCAGAAAAUGCUGAAGGGCUCACAUUUUUAGUUUUUUUCUUUUUCAGCCAAAAGUCAAAAACUAAAAUUAUUCAAGCGUCUGUUAAAAUAACUGGGUUAUUUCUACCAGUCAAGGUGAAACUUUGCUCCACUUUUCCCUGCAACCCCUGUACAGACUUAUUGUCUUAUUGACUUAUUGUCCCCAUUCUGAUCACAUCAGCAUCGAGACAUGGCUGUAAAGAUAACAGAAGUGCAAACCUUUCCUGUUAAACUCAAACUACAAACAAAGGUUUACUCAUUUUCUUUCUGGGUGAACUUUGCCAUACGUCGGUCUAUCUGUGGGCUGGGCCGUUUCCCUCUGUCUGCUUCAAAAGGGACCUUCUUAUGGAAACACACACAGACCCACACAGGGCAGGACAGGACACUUACUGGUGAGGACACGGUUAAAAACAAUGGGGAUGUUUGAUGCUUUCCUCCAGUCGUCCAGUUCUGUCUCCCUGCUGGGGGCUCUGGUCGUCCUGCUGCUCGUCUACCUUGUUUCCACCUUCAGCUUCGGCUCCCAGGAGAACGGGAUGGAUCCUCCUGGACCAAAACCGCUUCCCCUGCUUGGUAACCUGCUGCAGCUGGACCUCGAGAGACCCUACAACACAUUACUGGACCUUUCCAAGAAAUAUGGAUCAGUGUUCACUGUGUAUUUUGGACACAAGAAGGUGGUGGUUCUGGCAGGAUACAAGACAGUGAAGGAGGCACUUGUCAACUACGCUGAUGCGUUUGGAGAAAGAGAACCAAUACAAAUAGUGACUGAAUUUAAUCGAGGGCAAGGGGUUUUAUGGUCCAAUGGGGAUUCAUGGAAAGAGAUGAGACGCUUUGCUCUGACAAACCUCAGAGACUUUGGGAUGGGAAAGAAGGCGUGUGAGGAUAAGAUCAUUGAGGAAUGUGACUACCUCACUGAAGUGUUCAAGAAAUUCAAAGGAGAAGCUUUUGAUACAACUCAACCAAUAAACUAUGCAGUCUCUAAUAUUAUCUGCUCCAUAGUUUAUGGCAGCAGAUUUGAAUAUGAUGAUUCAGAGUUUACAUCCUUGGUAGAUCGGACAAACAGGAACAUUCAACUUGUGGGCUCCCCAUCAAUACAGGUGUACAACCUGUUCCCAUGGAUCGGCAAAUGGUUUAGAGAAAGGAAGGAAAUCCAGACGUUGUUGUUCGCCAACAGGAAACAAAAUUUACGCCUGUUCAGUCGCUUGAAAGAGACCCUCAACCCUCAGAUGUGCAGAGGCUUUGUGGAUGCCUUUCUGGUCCGGAAGCAAAAUCUGGAGACUUCCAGUUCUGUCUCCAUACUGGGAGCUCUGGUGGUCCUGCUGCUUAUUUACCUUGUCUCCUCCUCCAGCUUCAGCUCCCCAGAAGACAGGAAGGAACCUCCAGGACCCAGGCCGCUUCCCCUGCUUGGUAACCUGCUACAGAUGGACUUCAAGAGACCCUACAACACAUUAUUGAAGCUUUCCAAGAAAUAUGGAUCGGUGUUCACUGUGUAUUUUGGACCCAAGAAAGCAGUGGUUCUGGCAGGAUACAAGACAGUGAAGGAGGCACUGGUCAACUAUGGUGAAGAGUUUGGAGAAAGAGAUCCAAUACUAAUUAUGCAAGAAGCAAGUCAAGGCCAGGGGGUUUUAUGGUCCAAUGGGGAUUCAUGGAAAGACAUGAGACGCUUUGCUUUGACGAAACUGAGAGAUUAUGGGAUGGGUAAAAAGGCGUGUGAGGACAAAAUCAGUGAGGAAUGUGACUACCUCACUGAGGUCUUUAAGAAAUUCAGAGGAGAAGCCUUUGAUACGACCAAACCAAUGCACUAUGCAGUCUCUAAUAUUAUCUGCUCCAUGGUCUAUGGCAGCAGAUUUGAAUAUGAUGAUCCAGAGUUUACAUCCUUGGUAGAUCGAACAAACAGAAACAAUCAACUUGCGGGCUCCCCAUCAAUACAGUUAUACAACAUGUUCCCAUGGAUUGGUAAAUGGAUCGCUAACAGGAAGGAAUUCCACAAAUUGGCUGAUGCCAAUAAGAAACGUAACUUACAGCUGUUCAGUCGUCUGAAAGAGACCCUCAACCCACAGAUGUGCAGAGGAUUUGUGGAUGCCUUUCUGGUCCGACAGCAACAUCUGGAGAAAUCUGAGAUUACCAACAGUCACUUCCACAACCAAAACCUUCUGAUGACAGUUAUUCACCUGUUUGCUGCUGGCACUGAUACAACUGCAACUACACUCAGAUGGGCACUCCUGCUUAUGGCUAAAUAUCCAAAAAUACAGGACCAGGUCCAGGAGGAACUGACCAAGGUGAUAGGAAGUCGCCGGGUGCGGGUUGAAGACAGGAGGAACCUGCCCUUCACUGAUGCUGUCAUCCAUGAGACUCAGAGACUGGCAAACAUCCUCCCCAUCGCGGUGCCUCACAAAACCAGCCAGGACGUCACUUUCCAGGGUCACUUCAUCAAGAAGGGAACCACAGUGUAUCCUCUGCUGACAUCUGUCCUGUAUGAUGAGAGUGAGUGGGAGAGACCUCACACCUUUUAUCCUGCCCACUUCCUGGACAAAGAUGGAAAUUUUGCCAAGCGAGACGCCUUCAUGCCUUUUUCUGCAGGUCGCAGGGCUUGUCUCGGGGAGGGUCUGGCCAGGAUGGAGCUCUUCAUCUUCUUCACCACCCUGCUGCAGCGCUUCCGUUUCACUCCUCCACCUGGAGUUUCAGAGGAUGAGCUGGAUCUGACACCACGUGCGGGCCUCAGCCUCAGCCCUUCACCUCAUAAACUUUGUGCUGUCCCCUGUGCAUGAGGAGGAGAAGGGUUUGGCAGUGAAAA